CGUGGAGCAGGAGACAAAGUUGGAACAGAGUGAUGGGCCUGUCAAUGGCCUGCGCGUGCUCCCACUGCACUGACGUGCGGCCUUUCUGCAUACUCAUACUGCCUCCCACUCCCGCGUCCUCAGCUCUUUCGUACAAUGCCCCCUCCUGAAACCGAGCAUAUCCUUCUCGCGCCUCUUCGAGGUGGACAUCCUCAUGCUAAUGCCGCCGGACCUCACAAGGAUUGCGCGCGUCUGCAAUGUGCAUACUGCUCGAAACGGCAGACGGACGGUGUGAUGAUGAGAAGAUGUGCUGCAUGCAAAUCAGACCAGUACUGUGACAAGCAGUGCCAAAAAGCCGCCUGGCCGGUCCACAAAGAUAUAUGCAAAAUGUAUCAAGACUUCGGUGUUUCGCCCGAGACGCUCUCAAAAAAGGACAAGGAAGUUCUGGUGGCUCUUCGUGUGUUCCACCGCAAACACCUCCCCAUUUUUGCACAAGCGGCCGGAAACUGCAUUCGCCCUUACUACUAUACGCCCCUGUGUGCGGAUCCUCAUGCCGCCUCGAAGGAACGCGAGGACGUCCUUGUCAUCACCCUGAGGCCUCGACCCGACGCCCAGCACGGUGCACGGGCAGAGCCACGCUUCUAUGUCACAGAUGCGGAGCUCCAGACGGUGUCCUUUUUCCCCCAAGGCAUGCGCGAUGGGAUGCGCUUGAGACUUCACACCUUGCAGCAGGAGCAGUCGAGGGUUCAGGGUCCGAGUAUCUGCAUGUUUGUCGUCUUCGCUCUGGCCGACACGCCGCAUGCCCAACUCGCAAUACUCGUGUUCCCGCUCAACGAAGAGUUUUUGGAUAAAUCGAACCUCAUCCCGUGGAAAGAGUAUCUCUUCUUCAUGGUGAACGAGGGGAUUCUGCACUCGAAGGUAGGAGAAGACAAUCUGGUGCCUUCAUUUUGCUGCAUACUGACUUCUCCUUGCAUGUAUUUCAUGAACCUGCCUUUCUCUCGUUCGAUCACUCCGUGUUCUCUAAACCACAGUGAGCUGCAUUCGUCGCUGUUACCGACGACCUCUUCUUCCAAUCCCAUCGCCGCUGCCUCGAGGGAAGGCAUUGAAGACGUGCUCAUCGUCGACUAGCAGGCGGGCUGGUGCAGGCUACAAGCGGCUGGAGAUGUGAGUCUACGUCACGGGCACAAGGCCCGAGGGGGAUAUGUCACAGUUUCCACUGGAUUGGCCCUUGGGUAAAGAAGAUGGGGUUCAGGCCGAGGAGCAUGAAGAUACUACACGGACCACAGCAUGAUCGGCCACUGUACUGGAUUUUCUAUGUUAUGUGCUUUCUCUUUGCUAUUCUUUCAUACUUCGCUGGAUGCAAGUGGUUGUACGAGCUCAAAGAGUUACCAACGGCCCCUCGGUGGCAACGAACAAUUUAACUACGGCUCUUCAAGCGACUCUCGACAUGACAUCGAGCAUAGGCAACCCUUCUGAAAAAGAAGAAAAGCAGGUCCUAGUAGGAAUCGAACCUACGUUACCGGAACUCACCAAGUUCACUUUAUAUCAGAAUCCGAUGUGAUGACCGCUACACUAUAGGAC
Molecule: messenger RNA, 1560 nt
Organism: Rhodofomes roseus
Lineage: Eukaryota; Fungi; Basidiomycota; Agaricomycetes; Polyporales; Fomitopsidaceae
Exons: 2
Coding region: 136-1107 (323 amino acids)
Source: RefSeq, a predicted model, not a curated record